Messenger RNA from Sorex araneus (European shrew), 984 nucleotides. It is a transcript of the gene ABHD1, whose product is annotated as abhydrolase domain containing 1. Lineage: Eukaryota; Metazoa; Chordata; Mammalia; Eulipotyphla; Soricidae. Gene Ontology annotation, biological process: medium-chain fatty acid biosynthetic process; medium-chain fatty acid catabolic process. Gene Ontology annotation, molecular function: monoacylglycerol lipase activity; acetylesterase activity. The record is from RefSeq and is a predicted model, not a curated record.
AUGGGGGAAAUAUUAGGGGGUGAGGCGGACUGUUGUGUGGUCACAGAAGCCUCCGUUGUGGCGACUUUCUCUCCCACGCCCUGGUGUUUGGAGGGGCAGCUCUAGACCAUCUUCCAGUCCUUCCUGCAACCUCAGCCUCAAAUCCCCUACAGGAGUGAAGUCCUCCAUCCCCCGGACGGGGGUCAGCUCCUGCUGGACUGGGCUGACGCACAGGACAGUGGCAGGGCCCCGACCAAGCCCAUUGUUCUACUGCUGCCUGGCAUCAGUGGCAGCAGCCAGGGGUCCUCCAUCCUGCCCUGCGACCGGCAGGCUGAGGGGCGGCUACAGGCUGCGGUGUUUAGUAACCGAGGCUGCCGUGGGAAGAACUUGCGGUGAACCCACAGGGCCUUUUGUGCCAGCAAGACUGAUGACCUGGAGACUAUGGGCCACCUAAAGCACUGGUACUCUCCCGCUCCGCUGCGGGCCGUGGGCGUCUCCUCUGGAGGGAUGCUGGCGCUGAGCCUGAGGGCACAAUGACAGACUGCCAAGCUGGUGGCCGCACUGACUGUCUCGUGCCGGGACUCCACGGCGACCACCCACUCCCUUGGAGACCCCCUCAACUCGCUGCUCUCUAACCGCUGCAUCACUCGCAUCCCCCUCUACACGCUCCUUUGCAGGGACAGGACAGUGCCAGAAAAGGUGAAUAUAGACCUUGUGCUGGCCCGCACCAUCCGCCAGUCUGACGAGCGCUACACAGCUGUGGUCCUUGGUGAAGACUGCGCGCCCCACCAGGCAGCACGUCCCGGAACCAAGGUCGACGCCAUCCAGAUCCCAGUGCUCUGCCUCAACGCAGCGGGCCCCUUCUCCCCAGACCACGCCCUUCGCCUGCAGGACGCGCAGUCCCCCUUCCCGCUCAUCACGGCCCAGGGCGGCCACCCAGCCCCGCCCCUCCAGAGAGGACAAGAGCUAGCCUCGGACAUGGGCCCUGGGUCUGGUCUUUUCUAG